CUUCUAAAUUGGGACACCUACUCAAUGCCGGGUUUCCAGUAGGCGCAAGCUCCAGCCGCGUUUCGUUUGUCGCCGGCAUUCGCCCACGAGCAGCUUUUCGCCCGAAUGGCGAAAGCAUGGGGACAGAGCAGCGCACUGAGACGACCCAAGGAGGAGGAGCCCGGCUGGGCGAGCGCGCUUACGAGCAGUUGGAGCUCGUCCUUUCCGUCCCAUGCGACGGACAGCAUCGCCAUACGCAGUGCUCCAAUCGCUACAGCGCUUCCGUGUGGCCGGCGGCCACGUUGUGGCCGCGCUCAGCGCGUUACAGAAAUGCGCUGCCUGGGAACGGGCGCUGCUGGUGCUGCGCGACGUGCGGAACGACGACCCGCAGCGCUUGGCUGCCUACAACUCCACCAUCAGCGCCUGUGAGCGGAGUGGUCGUUGGCCUUGGGCCUUGCACCUGCACCACGACAUGCCGCGGGCGAAGUUGGUACCCGACGUCAUCUCGUACAGCGCGGGCAUCAGCGCCUGUGACAAGUCCGCGCGCUGGCAGGCCGCCCUUGGCUUCCUCGCCGAGAUGCGCGCGCGGCGCGUGCGCCGGGACAAGUUCGUGUGCGGAGCGAGCAUCAGCGCCUGCGCCAAAGGAGGCGCAUGGCAGCGGGCGUUGCUUCUGUACAAAGCAGCGCUGGAUGAAGGCAUCCAAUGCGACGCCAUCAUCUACGGCGCGAGCAUCAGCGCUUGUGAGAGGGGCGCCCAGUGGCAGCUCGGUUUGGCGCUGUUCACUUUGGGCCCUCAAACUGCGGUGACCUGCGCAGCUGCAGUGAGCGCCUGCGGCAAGGCCACGCGCUGGAGCGCAGCGCUGCAUUUGCUCGGCUGCGGGGCUGCGGCGGAAGUGGCCAUGUGCGCCGCGAUCAGUGCCUGUGCCAGCGCGGCACAGUGGCGCUGGGCGCUGCACCUGAGAAGCUCCACAAGCUUCGCCCAGGGGGCGGCCGGCAACGGCGCCAUCAGCGCCUGUGGCGACGCCAGGCAGUGGCAGCUGGCCUUCGAUCUCUUGGAGGAGAUGAAUGCCUCUCAGAUAAGCACCCGCACAUCUUACAACGCCGCGAUCAGCGCGUGCCACUGGGACAUGGCCGUGUGGCUCUACGCGGACAUGCGGAGGGCGGCGAUAUCGCCGGACACCAUCACUUUCAAUGCGCUGCUGCAAUGCACGGAGCGCUGGCAAGUGGCGCUGGCGCUUUUGUGGGACAUGGAGCGCCUGAAGGUGCAGAAGAACCUCAUCACUGCCGCGGCGAGUCAGAAGCUGUGCGAAGAGCGCCAGAUGCCGAAGACGUCCCCGCAGAACGCGCCACGCGCCAAGUUCUCGCUCCCUGCCUUGCUACUGGCCAUUGAUCACGGGCGCAGCGUCUCGAUGAGCCAGGCUUUACCAUCGCUGGGCGCUGAGCUGGACACGUUGCCCUUCCUUCGCCACCUCCCGAGACUUUGGCUGGAGAGUUCUCGCGGGCGCAAAAAAAAAGCGCGCGCCGCCCUGCCGAGUUCUCGCGGCUAUAGCGGCGCCGCGAAGGAUGUCGAGGCAGGGGGCGACCCCCUGCAAGCCCUGCGUCGCGGCACCAAGGCGGCAGAGGAGACAGAGCAGCUGGCGCUGCAGAGCCUCUACGCCCGACUGCAGGACCUGUGGACACUUGACAUCAGGUUGCAUAUGCAGCCUAUCAAGUUGGCCCGGGACUGCGUGCGCUUCGCCGGCGGCGCCGAAGCACUGGAGCGCCAGGUUCGCGAGACCCGCGCCAAGGCCGUGCGAGCUGUCCGCCCCUGGAUCGAGCUUCUGGCAGAGCCACGGCAGUGCCGGGAAGUGAGGCAAGCAAUGGAGAUCAUGCUCCAAGAGACCCGGGAGGAAUACAACACGACCCUGUCCAUGAAAACUGCCAAGGCGGAGGUGGUCCAAGAGCUCCAGGACCGUUCCAGCCAGCAGGAGUGGAUGAUCAAACAGCUCCAGGAUGCUGUCGAGCUCCUUGAAGACUCGCAGCUUUGCACUGCUACCGCAGCCAUGGACUUGGAGCUCUUCUUCCUGGACGCCCUGGGCUCGCCGAUGCCCCAGGAGUUGUGCACCCGCGCUGGCGGCUGUUUGAGGGCGCUGGUGCGGUGUGGCCGCGCUGCUGCGAGAGUCCUGGAAGCGACCGGCGAGGCUGAAGGCGAGGAGAGCGAUGUACCGGAGACAAGCCCUGAGGCAGUGACGUCAGUGGCAGAGGAGCCAGAUGGCGAGGCAGUCUCGUGCGAAAGCCCCAAGGAGGCGAUCGAAGCCGACCCCGUCGCUGGCGCCGGCGCCGGCAAAGCCGCCCAAGGCGGCGCCGGCCACGCGGACUCCGCGGGCGCCGGCGCCUUCAGCGAAGCUCCCGCGGAAGAUCGCGCGGAGGAUCGCGGGUAUCCUGAUGGCUUGGAGGCGCAGGAGCCUUCCAACUUGUUGCGCUUGGCGCCUGCAGAGAUGUACGAAGGGGUGCCUACUCCAGGCUUCAGCGCCUUAGACUCUGCUGCCAGGUUCCGAGACUUCUGGCGGCCCAUCGGAUAUUUGGCGGGGAUUGCUGACUUUGAGAAGCUCUGCGUGCCGCAUCGUGUAGCGGUUCAAUGUCAGCAGCUUUGGCUCCUCAGCGCCGGGUCGCUUCGCAACGCGAAUCCUGGAGAUGGCAAGCCCGGUAUGAACCGAGCCAUCCUGGGGCGUUUCGGUGUGGCCGGCCACGACUUUGCGGUGGUGCUGAACCAUGUCUCAGUGGAGGUGGAGGUCUGGCCCGCCGACCUGUAUAUGGAGAAGUGGCGCUGGAGCAGUGUUCAGCUUUACACCCCUGGGCCGGAAACGUGA
Molecule: messenger RNA, 2827 nt
Organism: Effrenium voratum
Lineage: Eukaryota; Dinophyceae; Suessiales; Symbiodiniaceae
Source: the annotation of a GenBank genome assembly